AUCCUCAACCUCCCGUCCUCCCCCUUCAUCUCUUAGAGCCUUUUAAAAGUAACCAACGCCAUGAAUAUCUUCCAAGACUGGCCUGAGCCUAUAGUCCGUGUCCAAUCCUUAUCUGAAAGCAACCUCGGAGCCAUACCAAAUCGCUACGUCAAGCCUCUAUCUCAGCGUCCAAACAUAACCCCUCACAACAAACACAACCCUCAGACCACCACCAUCCCCAUCAUUGACUUAGGUCGCCUAUACACGGACGACCUAACUCUACAAGCCAAAACGCUUGAUGAAAUCUCAAAGGCUUGUAGAGAAUUGGGAUUUUUCCAAGUGGUGAACCACGGGAUGAGUCCUCAGCUCAUGGACCAAGCUAAAGCAACAUGGAGAGAAUUCUUUAAUCUCCCCAUGGAACUCAAAAAUAUGCAUGCUAAUUCGCCGAAAACUUACGAGGGAUAUGGAAGCCGACUAGGCGUAGAAAAGGGUGCUAUUCUUGAUUGGAGCGACUACUAUUAUCUCCAUUACCAGCCUUCGUCUUUGAAGGAUUACACCAAGUGGCCUUCCUUGCCUCUUCAUUGCCGAGAAAUAUUGGAGGAUUAUUGCAAGGAAAUGGUGAAACUAUGCGAGAACUUGAUGAAAAUCUUAUCCAAAAACUUGGGAUUACAAGAAGACAGACUUCAAAAUGCAUUUGGUGGUAAAGAGGAAUCAGGUGGAUGUUUAAGGGUUAAUUAUUACCCAAAAUGCCCUCAACCGGAGCUGACUCUCGGUAUCUCUCCGCACUCUGAUCCCGGCGGUUUGACCAUUCUCUUGCCGGACGAACAAGUCGCCAGUCUUCAGGUCCGUGGAUCCGACGACGCUUGGAUCACAGUCGAACCAGCUCCUCAUGCUUUCAUCGUUAACAUGGGUGACCAAAUUCAGGUGACUGUUUUAUUUUCCAUAUACCAAUUACUUUUUUAUAUAUAUAAAACUUCAAAACUUUAAACUAAACUUCAGACGAAAAAGUCGGACACUUUUGUUGUUUGUUUAAACUUCUUUCAUUACCUAACCAUAAUUGAAAUCGAACUCCCAUAUAUGAUAACUCCUAGAUUGGUUUUUCAUUAUUGACUAAAAAAUAUCAAUGAUAAGCAAAAGAAAGUAAAUAUCACGUGGAGGGGACUUGAUUUUGAUCUUCUUUUUUUCAUUGAAGUUGUUAAUUUUGAUAAACCACGUGCAUGCAUCUUCUUCUUCUUCUUCUUCUUUUUUCUUGUUCAUUUUUAAUAAAGUUAAUGCGUAAUUGGAAAGAAAACAUAAAGUUGAUAGGAAACCAAUAAUGUAUCGGUGAAGCCACGUCGUGAUAUUCAUUUCCGUUCUUUAAUUCGACAUGUGCCUCUAUUAAAGGAAAAAGAAAAGGUCCAACAAAGGAACAGAAAAAAACAAUUUCAACGACUAAGACGCUCUCACAACUAUUAACAUGUUUCGAACGUGCUAAAAUCAAAUUUGCAGACUUAGUCAAACUAGACUAAUUUUCUUCUUCUUUCUUCGUUUUGAUAUUUUUGCACGUCUAUGAUUACAUUCUUUGCUUUGUUAAAUCAAACAGUUUAAUAUAAGGACUAUCAGAGUUUUUAUUAAAAGAUAAAC
Messenger RNA from Arabidopsis thaliana (thale cress), 1602 nucleotides. RefSeq names its product jasmonate-regulated gene 21 (gene JRG21). Gene Ontology annotation, molecular function: jasmonic acid hydrolase activity. The record is from RefSeq and is marked reviewed. Bases 61 to 966 code for a protein of 301 amino acids. The transcript is spliced from 2 exons. Gene Ontology annotation, biological process: regulation of jasmonic acid mediated signaling pathway; regulation of defense response to fungus; negative regulation of defense response to insect. Lineage: Eukaryota; Viridiplantae; Streptophyta; Magnoliopsida; Brassicales; Brassicaceae.